Messenger RNA from Emiliania huxleyi CCMP1516, 1008 nucleotides. RefSeq lists its product as hypothetical. Bases 1 to 1008 code for a protein of 335 amino acids. Gene Ontology annotation, molecular function: nucleotide binding. Lineage: Eukaryota; Haptophyta; Isochrysidales; Noelaerhabdaceae. The transcript is spliced from 5 exons. The record is from RefSeq and is a predicted model, not a curated record.
AUGGCAUCCACACGGUGGGGCAUCAUGGGCACGGGCGCCAUCGCCAACGACUUUGCUCAAGCGCUCAAGACGACCCCCGGCGCCGUGCUCCACGCCGCCGCGUCACGAUCGCAGGCCUCUGCCGACGCCUUUGCCAAGAAGCACGGCAUCGCUCGCUCCUUCGGCAGCUACGAGGAGCUGGCGGCGGACGGCGAGGUGGAUAUAGUGUACGUGGCGACGCCGCAUGCCUUUCACAGGGACAACGUGCUCCUCUGCCUUGGGGCUGGCCGGCACGUGCUGUGCGAGAAGCCGCUCGCCGUGUCGGCAGCGCAGGUCGCCGAGUGCGUCGCCGCGGCGAGGGAGCGCAACCUCUUCCUGAUGGAGGGCAUGUGGACGAGGUUCUUCCCGGUCGCGCGGGCUAUCCGCAAGGCGGUGGCGGAGGGCGCCAUAGGCAAGGUCGUCAGCGUCAGCGCAUCGCUCGGCUUCAAGCUCGAGCCGUCGUUCAACCCGCGGCUGUACGAGCCGGCUCUCGCCGGAGGAGCACUCUUUGACGUGACGGCGCACGCGCGCCUGCUCCCGUCGGGCGUCGACCAGCAGACCUUCGCCACGCUCGAGUACGAGGGCGGCGCGAUGGCGCACCUCGAGCUCGCUGCCAAACGACGUGACCAUCGAGAGACGGGAUACAUCCGGACGGGCAGGCCGACGCAGUGCCCCGAGACGUACACGAUCGGCGACGAGCCGGACCCGAUGCUGCUGCGCGCGAGACGAGUCGAGGUCGAGGAGCCGCUCGACCCCCCCAACCCGGGCCUCGCGCCCGGGUACAACUACGUCGGCUCGCAGGGGCUCCGCUUCGAGGCGGAGGCGGUGCAGCAGGCGCUGCACGAGGGGCGGACCGAGCACCCCGAGAUGCGGCUCGACGAGUCGCUCGCGGCGGCGCGCCUCUUCGACGAGAUCCGCGCGCAGAUCGGGCUGCGGUACCCGUGGGACGAGGACCAGGGAGUAGCUCGGCUGGGCGCCAGCCACCAGUAG